UGUCAGUCAGUCUUUGACAAUUGCCAAUUUUGUUCAUUCCCUUAAUAUUUUUCGAAAUUUUCGAAAUUUCUCAAAUUUUCAUUUCUUUAAAGUUUUUCUUUAAAUUUAUAACAAAAUGGCAAAUUUCGGAAUUAUUUCCCGAGAAGCAAGCACUGAAGAACGCGAGCGGGACCAUCUCUGGCUCGCUGGUUCGAAGCUUCUUCAAUUUUUAUUCAACCGAAAUAUUUCCUUGGUGGAUGUCAUCCUUCUUACUGAUGUCAUUCACGCCAAUGGAGAACUGAAUGAUGAACAGUGUACAAUCAUGGAGGCAAUUCAUGGGGAGAUGGGGCUCAUCAACUUUGAACGAUUUGUUGAUAACCUCAUCCAUGCACUCACAGAUAUCCAAUUUUUCCACUCAAUUUUAACGGACGGUUACUUGAGCAACCCGAAAAUGGAUCAAGAGAGAUAUGGGAAUUAUCUUCUCAAUGGGAUGGACCAGGCUUAUCUACGGCGACAUGCAGUUGGAGAGUCGUUUCCUCUCCAUCGAGCUCUUCUCACAAUUCCAAUCCCUGAAUACACCCCUGAUGCCGCUUGGAAUACAACUGGAGCUGCCAGCAAAGAUCUCUCCCCAUUCCAGAUCGACUUUUAUGCAGCAACUAGGAAUUUCCCUACGAAAAUUAGGGCCCUCCCUACGACGACAUUUGCUGUCAAUGUGGAAGGAUAGAAUCCUAGGUACGGUUUUAACUAUGCUUAUCUAGUUCAAGCUAGUAAUUGUGUGGAAACCGAAGUGGUAAUAAUUCUUGUUAACAUCCCAGAAGAUUUUUUGCGAUCUUUCGUUCACGAAGAAAAUAUUAGAGGAAAUGAAUAUUUAAUUGUUAUGGUUGAUAGGAAAAGCGGUGUCGGCACAAUUGUAGAUCCUUCGCGACGAUCGCGUCAUUCCAUUAGACAGUAUUUGGAAUUUAUUGUCGAUACGGUAGCACGUAUUUUUAAUGAAGCAUAUUAUGUGUCAAGUGCUGGUUUCAGCACUAAUCACAUCUUCCCGAAAAUUGUACAGAGACAAUUUUCGGGGAGAUGUGUGGCACUCUGGCUAGAGAACCUAUCAUCCCAAGUUGUGUGGGAAAGGGGAUAAUUUUGGGUCUUAUCAAAUAUUAUUUUGUAAAAUUGGGAUUAGGACACACUUGGUGGGAUAGCAAUUCUCGCUAUGACGUGUAUAGGAGCAGAGAAAUGCGAUUUGUUCCAGAAUUUGUGCGUAAUGCGAUUACGGCAAGUGAACCGGAAGACAAUAUAAUGGCAAUCUUCUCUAACCUUAGUGUUAGCAAUGAGGUUGAGGUUCCUGCCCCGCUAGGGGGGAGGGUUCAAAAACAUGUCCCCCGUCCUUCACGGGCCUCUAAGAGGAAUAGAGCAAAGAAAAUUCUUGCAUUAUUGGCAUUGCGGCCAGAUCCAGCGGAAAAUUUUUAUUACGAUAGCGA
Messenger RNA from Folsomia candida, 1448 nucleotides. RefSeq lists its product as uncharacterized. Bases 116 to 703 code for a protein of 195 amino acids. NCBI's taxonomy places the organism in Eukaryota, Metazoa, Arthropoda, Collembola, Entomobryomorpha, Isotomidae. The transcript has 2 exons. The record is from RefSeq and is a predicted model, not a curated record.